UCAAGACCCGGCUGCAACGCUGAGCGGAGGAGGCAGGAACCGGAGCCCGAGCAGUAGCUGGGUGGGCACCAUGGCUGGGAUCACCACCAUCGAGGCGGUGAAGCGCAAGAUCCAGGUUCUGCAGCAGCAGGCAGAUGAUGCAGAGGAGCGAGCUGAGCGCCUCCAACGAGAAGUUGAGGGAGAAAGGCGGGCUUGGGAACAGGCUGAGGCUGAGGUGGCCUCCUUGAAUCGUAGGAUCCAGCUGGUUGAAGAGGAGCUGGACCGUGCUCAGGAGCGGCUGGCCACUGCCCUGCAAAAACUGGAAGAAGCGGAAAAAGCUGCUGAUGAGAGUGAGAGAGGUAUGAAGGUUAUUGAAAACCGGGCCUUAAAAGAUGAAGAAAAGAUGGAACUCCAGGAAAUCCAACUCAAAGAAGCUAAGCACAUUGCAGAAGAGGCAGAUAGGAAGUAUGAAGAGGUGGCUCGUAAGUUGGUGAUCAUUGAAGGAGUCUUGGAACGCACAGAGGAACGAGCUGAGCUGGCAGAGUCCCGUUGCCGAGAGAUGGAUGAGCAGAUUAGACUGAUGGACCAGAACCUGAAGUGUCUGAGUGCUGCUGAAGAAAAGUACUCUCAAAAAGAAGACAAAUAUGAGGAAGAGAUCAAGAUUCUUACUGAUAAACUCAAGGAGGCAGAGACCCGUGCUGAGUUUGCUGAGAGAUCGGUAGCCAAGCUGGAAAAGACAAUUGAUGACUUGGAAGAUAAACUGAAAUGCACCAAAGAGGAGCACCUCUGUACACAAAGGAUGCUGGACCAGACUCUGCUUGACCUGAAUGAGAUGUAGAACGCCCCAGUCCCACCCUGCUGCUGCUCCUCCCUCUGACCCAGACUCCGCCUGAGGCCAGCGUGCCUGAAGCUGACCUUUAACUGAGGGCUGAUCUUUAACUGGAAGGCUGCUUUCUCCUUUCGCCGCCCCUUCCUUCCCUGUGUCUUUUUCGCCAAACUGUCUCUGCCUCUUCCCGAACAUUCCAGCUGGGCUAGAGGCUGAGCACCUUUGGAAACAACAUUUAAGGGAAUGUGGGCACAAUGCAUAAUGUCUUUAAAAAGCAUGUUGUGAUGUACACAUUUUGUAAUUACCUUUUUGUUGUUUUGUAGCAAACAUUUGUAAAACAUUCCAAAUAAUUCCACAGCCCUGAAGCAGCAAUCGAAUCCCUUUCUCACUUUUGGAAGGUGACUUUUCACCUUAGUGCAUAUUCCCGUCUCCAUAGAGGAGAGGAAAAGGUAUAAGCCUGCCUUACUGAGAGCCGAACAGAGCCCAGGGAGACUCCACUAUGGGAAACCUCAUUGCUCUGUACAAAGUACUAGCUAAACCAGAAAGGUGAUUCCAGGAGGAGUUAGCCAAACAACAAAAACAAAAGAAUGUGCUGUUCAAGUUUUCAGCUUUAAGAUAUCUUUGGAUCAUGUUAUUUCUAUUUUUAUUUUUUUUCAUUAGAAGUGAACAAAUUAAGAUGGUAAGACUUCUGAGACCAAAAUUUUGUCCCAUCUCUACCCCCUCCCAACUCUUUAACAGAGUGGAUCAUGUCCCCCUUACGUUGAGGUGACCACUUAAUUGCUUUCCUGCCUCCUUGAAAGAAA
This is a messenger RNA of Rhinopithecus roxellana (golden snub-nosed monkey), 1608 nucleotides long. RefSeq names its product tropomyosin alpha-3 chain-like. The record is from RefSeq and is a predicted model, not a curated record. Gene Ontology annotation, cellular component: actin filament. Gene Ontology annotation, biological process: actin filament organization; muscle contraction. Gene Ontology annotation, molecular function: actin filament binding. NCBI's taxonomy places the organism in Eukaryota, Metazoa, Chordata, Mammalia, Primates, Cercopithecidae. Bases 71 to 817 code for a protein of 248 amino acids. The transcript has a single exon.